AUGACCCACUUAGACUGGGGGCAGGGGGGUCUGGGAGGCACAGGGAGAGAGGAGCUGAAGCAAUUAGGAGGUGAGUCAUCCAUUCAUCCAUCAACCCACUCAUCCGUCCUUCCAUCCACCCACCCAGUCAUCCACCCACUAAUCCAUCCAUCCACCCACUCAUCCUUCCAUCCAUUCAUCCACUCAUCCAUCCACCCUCUCAUCCAUCCAUCCAUCCAUCCACCAACUCAUCCAUCCAUCCAUCUACCAACUCAUCCAUCCAUCCUUCCAUCCAUUCAUCCAUCCAUCCAUCCACCAACUCAUUCAUCCUUCCAUCCAUUCAUCUAUCCAUCCAUCCACCCACUAAUCCAUCCAUCCACCCACUCAUCCAUCCAUCCACCAACUCAUCCAUCCAUCUACCAACUCAUCCAUCCAUCCAUCCUUCCAUCCAUUCAUCCACUCAUCCAUCCACCAACUCAUCCAUCCAUCCAUCUACCAACUCAUCCAUACAUCCUUCCAUCCAUUCAUCCACUCAUCCAUCCACCCUCUCAUCCAUCCAUCCAUCCACCAACUCAUUCAUCCUUCCAUCCAUUCAUCUACUCACCCAUCCAUCCAUCCACCCACUCAUCCAUCCACCCACCCCCUCAUCCAUCCAUCCAUCCCCCCACUCAUCCAUCCACC
Messenger RNA from Esox lucius (northern pike), 660 nucleotides. Its product is annotated as non-classical arabinogalactan protein 31-like. The record is from RefSeq and is a predicted model, not a curated record. NCBI's taxonomy places the organism in Eukaryota, Metazoa, Chordata, Actinopteri, Esociformes, Esocidae. The transcript is spliced from 4 exons. The annotation marks the transcript as partial.